Messenger RNA from Penicillium robsamsonii, 1887 nucleotides. RefSeq names its product GMC family oxidoreductase. The record is from RefSeq and is a predicted model, not a curated record. The coding region runs from base 1 to 1887 and encodes 628 amino acids. NCBI's taxonomy places the organism in Eukaryota, Fungi, Ascomycota, Eurotiomycetes, Eurotiales, Aspergillaceae. Gene Ontology annotation, molecular function: oxidoreductase activity, acting on CH-OH group of donors; flavin adenine dinucleotide binding. The transcript is spliced from 4 exons.
AUGACAAAAAGCGAUACCCAACCCUCUACUUGCUCCAUCGAAGAGUUCUUGGAGACUUCCUUCGACUACAUAAUCUGCGGCGGUGGAACCGCGGGAUGCGCUGUUGCUGCAAGAUUGAGUGAAAAUGCGCAGGUUACAGUCGGUUUGAUUGAGGCGGGAAAAUGUCGACUUGGAGAUCCUGUCAUUGAUAUGCCCGCAAAUUUUGCUGCGAUGUUGGACAACCCCGAGUAUGAUUGGUGCAUUCACACCGCGCCACAGAAAGGAAACCAUGACAAUGUUCACCACGUUCCACGCGGCAGGUUCUUGGGCGGCUCAAGUGGUAUGAACGCCACUUGUUAUGUCCGCGGGUCAUUGAGGGACUACGACGAUUGGGCUGCGCUUGUUGGCGAUGAGGGAUGGUCCGCUAAGGCUAUGCAACAAUACAUGCGCAAGCAUCAGACAUUCGAACCAGCCGAGACAGACCUAGACCGAUCGAUAAAUUCCCUUGGUGAAUUUCAUGGCACCCAAGGUCCGAUCCACACGAGUUUCAAUGACGGGGUAUUGCCCAUUGAGCACACCUUUGCCAAGGCAUGCGAAGACGUAUUGGGUAUUACUGAAAGACCGGUCGAUCCGUGGUCUGGCGAUCAUAUUGGAUUUUAUCACGGCUUGGCAACUGUGAAUAGAACAGGACCUGACAAAGGGAAGCGAAGCUAUGCUGCAGGGGCAUACUAUGCGCCUAAUCACAAUCGCUGUAAUUUGAAAGUUCUAUGCGAGACCCAUGUCAACAAAGUGAUACUAGACGAAAAUAACCGGGCGACUGGUAUUAGCAUCACUCACUGCGACCACGACUAUCAGAUCAAGGUCGCCCGAGAGGUAAUACUGUGCGCGGGUACUAUAUUCUCUCCCCAUGUCCUAGAAUUGUCUGGCAUUGGUGAUCCAGCCAUCCUCAAAGCAGCCGGAAUCCCUUGCAAGGUCGAAAAUGCUGCUGUUGGGUCCAACCUUCAGGACCAUACUAUCUCAUUUCUUACCUGGAACGUUCAGUCAGAUGUCAUUACAGGAGAUAUUCUUCGGGUAGUCCCUGAGGCCAUGCACGCCGCCAUCAAACAAUAUAUGGAGACCAAAGACGGGCCUCUCACUAAUGCUCCCGGUGUUAUGGGGUUUCUUCCAGCGAAGAGUAUCAUGUCCGAAGCGGAACUGAAAGAGCUUAUCAAACAUGUCGCAGAGGUUAAACCAACAAGUGCGUUUCAUUCCAAGCAGCUAGAGUGCAUUAUUGGGAAUCUCCAGGACGAGAAAUCUGGAAAUCUGCAAAUAGGUCUGUUGCCAGCCAUGAUGAACCCAAAAAGAGACUCGAGGCAUCAUGGGGAGCUAUUAUCUCCAAGUCCCGACUGUCAGGGGAGUGGAGUUUCAUUCUUCGUUGGGAUACAGUACCCGGUUGCGCGUGGAUACGUUCAUGCUGAAUGUGAUGAUCCUGCACGUCCGCCAAUCAUCCAGCCAAAUUGGCUUGGUGAUGAAGCAGAUGCUACCCUUCUCGCUGCUGCUCUUCGCUGGGCGGACAAAGUCGGUCAAUCAGAGCACCUCCGAGAUUCAAUCAUCAGCAGGUCUUUCCCUCACCCAGAAGUCAACUUACAGAGCCUUGAUCGAGCAAAGGAAGCGGCACAUGAUUUCGUCAAUUCCAACUACCAUGUGUGUGGUACAGUUGCAUUGGGUCAAGCACUAGACACUCGUCUACGAGUGAAAGGAGUAAAGGGCCUUCGAGUGGUGGACGCGUCGAUCUUCCCAAAUAAUGUUAGUGGUAACAUUCAAGCGACUGUAUAUGCAGUGGCAGAGAAGGCAGCCGAUUUGAUCAAGGAAGACUGGGGAUUUCCUGAAGUGAGUAGGACAAACCGCAUUCCAGAGUUGAAACUAUGA